UGCACGGCAUGUGCUACGAGUCAGUGCUAUUCUGCCUCCCUCUCUCUGGCGUUCAUUUUCUCUUGUUUCUCACAGGCAAGCGUCCAGCCGGAGGUGGCCGGGCCGAGGAGCCUCAGCCGCUCCCAUCUCCCGACCCCCUCGCCGGGUUUCUUGGGUAUCCGGAGGACCUCCUGUCCGGCGUCGGAGAUAUCCUCCGCCGCCGCUCUCUCCGGCGGCCAUGGGCUUUCCCCCCUCUCCCUUUUGUCCUCUUCUCCUUCGUCCCGAAGGAGCGCCCGCUACGCCACCUCAGCUCGUGCCGAGUUGAAGGAAGCUGAAUUGCAGCCUAAGGUCACCAACAAAGUAUUCUUUGACAUUAGCAUUGGGAACCCUGUGGGAAAGCUUGUCGGAAGGAUUGUGAUAGGGCUGUAUGAGGAUGAUGUGCCCCAAACAGCUGAAAACUUUCGGGCUCUUUGUACAGGGGAGAAAGGUUUUGGCUACAGGGGAUCGACAUUUCAUCGUAUCAUCAAAGAUUUCAUGAUCCAAGGGGGAGAUUUCGAGAAGGGAAAUGACCUGGAGUGGUUAGCAUGGCAAAUGCCGGGCCCAACACCAACGGAAGCCAGUUCUUCAUUUGCACUGUCAAGACACCUUGGUUGGACCAGAGGCAUGUUGUGUUUGGACAGGUACUCGAGGGGAUGGAUGUAGCGAGCGUGAUCGAGUCACAAGAGGCUGACCGGGGGGACCGGCCAAAAAAUAAAGCGGUCAUCAGUGAAUGUGGUGAGCUUCCAAUGGUCUGAGCAAGGCUUGAGUACAGGACCUACCCACCUUUCUUUAUUCAAGCGGGGCACCAUCCUAUGAUCCUCCAAUUUUUUUCUAGAUUCAAAUCUCAUCCGCUAAGCAUGUCAUUCCAAAAGAUUCAGUGGCCUCAUGCGAACUAGCAUUGGUAUUUCCAAAAUGCAAAUACUGUUGAUUUUAAGCUGAGCAUAGUUGGAAGUGAUGAUCCACUUGCUGCCUGCUGUUGGGAUACUGUGCAAUCUUUUGGAAUUGCAAAUCAAAUAUGAAAUUUGAUUUUGUUGCUAUAGUUCUGUUGUUGACUGGUGGAAGUUCCACGCAUGGAUGAGGACAGAAGCUGGUGAGCUGGUGUCAUUCGUCAUCAGAACCCAAGACCCCCACAGAAUAUUGCGGUUCAAAUUCUUGAAGUGAAGCUGAUGAGGGGAUUUGGAUCCAUGUAAAUACGGUUACUGAUGUUGGAGGUCAGCUGAUUUUAAGUUUGAUGAAUCGUAAGCAUUUCACAGCAGUAAAAUAGUAAAUUGUUCCUGAUACAGGAUUGCAUUUUUUGCCCGGUUAUAUCGUAUCGUUUGGACUAUGACUAUUCUUAUUGAACAUCAUUGGAAUGCUCAAAGAUUUCUCAAAGUAUCUCUCUGGAGAUGGGACAAAUAUCCUAUCGCAGGCUGGAGCCAAACCAACCAAACUAUGUUUCCUCCAGGCUUCAGUAGUUGGACUGAAUAUUGAAUUUGGAGUAAUCACAUUGAACAUGCGUUGUGCUGUCGAGGCUCUGAUUGGUUUAUGAAUAGAAGCCGUUUGUUUAGGGCUGUUUGGUUCGCCUUUUGCUUUCUUCUUCUUUUUUUCUUUUUUUUUUUCAGAAAUCCAAGAAUAUUGAACUUGAUUGAAUAUUCAUACAUAAUGAAACCCUCUUAUCUUAAAAUUA
Messenger RNA from Phoenix dactylifera (date palm), 1684 nucleotides. NCBI's taxonomy places the organism in Eukaryota, Viridiplantae, Streptophyta, Magnoliopsida, Arecales, Arecaceae. The record is from RefSeq and is a predicted model, not a curated record.